GUUCUCUUUUAAUGCAAUAAAACGCUGCAUUUGUUCAAAAUUUCAGAUAUAGAUAUCAAUUAAAAAUGGGUUACAGUUGUUCAAAAAUUAUGUGUGUAAAGUGUAAACUAUUUGUGAAAAGAGACGUUUGUUUCAUCGACUUGCGCCGAAUUCCGGAGGGGACCUGAAUGCAACACGAUUUGAAACGAGAGAAGAAGAUCUGCGCGGGAAGCGUGCCAAACAUGGCGGACGAAAACCCGUUGGGAGCCAUUUUCAACUCAAGAUAAAGGACAGUGAACGCACCACAAGUUGGGCAGUUCUCAGUUAUCGCCAAGGCAGCCUGAUGAUCCAGCUGCCGCGCGCGCUGACAGGGAUACAAGUAACGUAGACGCCUGGAGCCGGACACACUCGGAGAGCGAACUUUCCCCCCGCGCAGCCGCACUCAUGUGAUUUCCACAGCUUGGAGCCAUGUCCAAGAGCCUGAAGAAGAGAAAGAACCACUGGACCAACAAAGUCCACGAGAGUGUCCUCUGCAGGAAUGAGGAGGGGGAGCUGGGGUUGGAGUUGAAGGGCGGCGCAGAGAAUGGACAGUUCCCGGUUAUCGGCGAGCUCCCGCCGGGGAGAGCGGUGUGCCACAGCGGCAAACUCUUCCAGGACGAACUCCUGCUGGAAGUCAAUGACACCCCCGUGGCCGGACUCACCACCAGGGACGUCCACGCGGUGGUCAAACACAGUAAAGAGCCCGUCCGGAUCAAGUGUGUCAAACAAGGAGGCGUGAUAGACAAAGACCUGCGUCACUACCUCAGCCUGCGCUUCCAGAAAGGAUCGGUGGACCACGAACUGCAGCAGAUCAUCCGGGACAACCUCUACCUGCGCACCGUCCCCUGCACCACCAGGCAGCCCAAAGAAGGAGAGGUCCCCGGGGUGGAUUAUAAUUUCGUGACCGUCGACCGGUUUAUGGAAUUGGAGAAAAGCGGCGCCCUGCUUGAAAGCGGAACGUACGAAGAUAAUUUCUACGGGACCCCAAAGCCUCCGGCCGAGCCCAGCGCUCUGCUGCUCAAUGUAACAGACCAGCUGCUGCCGGGCGCCAGACCGAGCUCCGAGGGCAAGAGGAAGCGUAACAAGUCAGUGAGCAACAUGGAAAAGGCCAGCAUCGAGCCCCCCGAGGAGGAGGAGGAGGAAAAGCCCAUUGUCAACGGCAACGGCGUCGCAGUCACCCCAGAGUCCAGCGAACAUGAGGACAAGAGCACGGACGCUUCAGGGGAUCUCCCCCCGCCCAUCAACCCGGCCGAGGGUCCAGCAGACGCUCCCAAAGAAGACGGACAGUCCCCCGAGGCGACGGUGCCCAAGCUGGAGGAGAACGACGAGCUAGGGCCGCUUCCAGACAACUGGGAGAUGGCGUACACCGAGAAAGGAGAGGUCUACUUCAUCGACCACAACACUAAGACAACAUCGUGGCUGGACCCGAGGCUAGCCAAGAAGGCGAAACCGCCAGAGGAAUGCAAAGAAGACGAGCUUCCGUACGGCUGGGAGAAAAUCGAUGACCCCAUUUACGGCAGCUACUAUGUGGACCAUAUAAACAGAAGGACCCAGUUUGAGAAUCCGGUUCUGGAGGCGAAGAGGAGACUCCAGGAGCAGCAGCAGAUGCAAAGUCAGGGUCUGUCCUCACUGCCUCUUCCCACCAUCUACAGAGAAAAGCCGCUGUUCACGCGGGACCCCACUCAGCUGAAGGGCAGUUUCUUGUCGACGGCGCUCCAGAAGAGCAACAUGGGCUUCGGGUUCACGAUCAUCGGGGGAGACGAGCCGGACGAAUUCCUGCAGGUGAAGAGCGUCAUCCCCGAUGGGCCGGCUGCAGCCGACGGGAAGAUGGCUACAGGUGACGUCAUCGUCUACAUCAACGACGUCUGCGUUCUGGGAACGACCCACGCCGACGUGGUCAAAAUCUUUCAGUCCAUACCCAUCGGCCAAAGCGUGACCCUCGUUCUGUGCCGCGGCUACCCGUUGCCGUACGACCCGGAGGACGCGGCCAACUCCACCAACACGGCCACCACCCUGAUCUCGCCGCUGGGCAUCAUGGAGCAGCGGCCCAUCAUGGUGAACGGCCGGACGGGCUACGACAACUACUUGGAGUACCUGAGCCGCACGGCGCGUUUCAUCCCGGACCCCGGUCAGGAGCAGGUCAACGCCCAGCAGCAGCAGCUGCUCAGCACUCACCCGGGCGACACCCACCUGGACGGCUCGCUUCCCGCCACCGGCAACACGCCCCCCGACAGCGUCUCCAUGGCGUCCUCGACGCAAGGCGAGCUGCUGACCGUGGCGAUGGUGAAGGGCGUGGAGGGUUUUGGCUUCACGAUCGCGGACACCAUCACGGGACAGCGGGUCAAGCAGGUCCUGGAGCCCCAGGGCUGCCCGGGCCUGUGCGAGGGCGACCUGAUCGUGGAGAUCAACAAGCAGCCCGUGCAGGGCUUCACUCACACGCAGGUGGUGGAGCUGCUCAAAGAGUGCGCCGUGGGAGCCGAGGCCAGCAUGGUGGUUCAGAGAGGCGGCACAGGUCACUAUUCACCCUGGAAGACCCCGAAGCAGGUGCUGCAGCAGUGGGAGUCCCAGCAGGGUCCGAGCGGCCCCGCUCAGACCAGCCUCUCAGCCCCCGCCACCCCCCACAACUCCCACUUCACAACACACCACCUUCACAGGGCUUCGGUCCCAGACUCCGAGGCCAAACCAGACCCCUAUGACCUAUUUGAGAAGUCCAGGGCUAUCUAUGAGAGUAGGCAACCCAACCAGCCGAGGACGGUUUAUCCUGUGGAUUCUUCUGGGUCGGAGUUCCAGGACAUGGAGGUCCACCUGCGCAGACAGAAGUCGGGGUUUGGAUUCAGGGUGCUGGGCGGUGAUGAGGCCGGGCAGCCUGUGAGUCCGGAGACCCGUGAGAAGAUCCUGAUCGGAGCCAUCAUAGAGAAGAGUCCGGCAGACGUGGACGGGCGGUUGCGGCCCGGCGACGAGCUGCUCUUCGUGGAUGGGAUCCCGGUGAUGGGGAAGCCACACAGAUACGUCAUCGAUUUGAUGCACGCGGCGGCGCGGAACGGCCAGGUGAACCUGGUCAUCAGGAGGAGGGAUCUGGCGACAGGUGAGUCCUGUCCGGUGAACGGCCGCAGCCCGGGUUCCGUCUCCACGCAGCACAGCUCCCCUCGCAGCGACCUCACAUAUGCAAACAGCAUCAACGCAGCCCCGCCUCCCAACACGACCGCCGGCAACACUGCCCCCACUUCAGACGGGACGUCGACCGCCAAAACGCAGCCGAGUGACGUCGCAAUCAGCCGGAAGGAAAGCGAAGGCUUCGGCUUCGUCAUCAUCAGCUCGCUGAACCGUCCGGAAACGGCUGCGAGCAACACUGUGCCGCACAAAAUCGGCCGCAUCAUCGAGGGCAGCCCAGCCGACCGCUGUGGGAAGCUGAAGGUGGGGGACAGGAUCCUGGCGGUGAACGGCCAGUCCAUCGUCAGCAUGCCGCACGCCGACAUCGUGAAGCUGAUCAAAGACGCCGGCCUGAGCGUGUCCCUGAGGAUCAUCCCGCAUGAAGAGAUGAGCAACCCUCCAUCAGCCCCCACCUCGGAGAAACAGAGCCCCAUGGCUCAGCCGCACAGCCCCAAGACCCAGAUCAACUCCACCGCCCCCCAGCCCAGCCAGACGGGGACAGAACCGAGCCCCCCGGUCAGCCAAACCAACCCGGUGCCCCAUCAGAGUCCAGUGACCCAGCUGCCCGCCCCCCCACCUCAAACCUACACCCACGAGAGCAGUUACAGAUCUGAGGUGAAGGCCAGGCAGGACGUCAAACCCGACAUCCGACAACCGCCGUUCACAGACUACCGCCAGCCACCGGUGGAUUACCGGCACCCUCCUGUGGCGGAUUACCGGCAGCCCCCCACGCUGGACUACAGGCACCCGCCGCUUCACUACAGGCAGUUAGCCGCAGACGCCCGACAGUUUGCCCUCCCAGACUACAGAAUGCCUCCAGUUCAGCUUUCGCAGGACUUUGACUUCUUCACAGUGGAGUUGGAAAAAAGCGUCAAAGGUUUCGGUUUCAGCAUCCGCGGAGGCCGGGAGUACAAAAUGGACCUGUUUGUCUUGAGGCUGGCAGAGGACGGUCCGGCUAUUCGCAACGGCAGGAUGAGGGUCGGGGACCAAAUCAUUGAAAUCAACGGGGAAACCACGCGGGACAUGACCCACGCCAGAGCCAUCGAGCUCAUCAAAUCCGGCGGCCGGCGUGUCCGUCUGCUCCUGAAGAGGGGCACAGGGCAGGUCCCGGAGUACGACAGUGCAGCCCCAUGGGACGCUCGCCCUUCAGCCUCCCCAAGCCUGCAGGAAGUAGCCCCCAUAAUCGACAGCCUCUCUAUGCCAUCGCCUUCAUCUCAUCUGGUCUCAGAACCUCCUCAUCUGCCACCUCCGGACCUGAGUCGGGACAUCGCGGCACGAGACGGCAGGACGGAGCGUGCCAGGAGCCCCCAGAAAGCCGAGCUGCUAAACCGAGAGCCCAUUGGUCAGGGCAGGAGAGGGGGGAGCAGCAGAGCCCACGGCGAGGGUGGCCGGUCCACCCAAAAGGGUCCCAGGACGCAGCCCGCUACCGACGGAGAGGGAGCCCGGGAGGAGCCCAAACCUUCCAGGAGCGGCAGAGGAAGGUCCAAGGAGAGGAGCGCCGCCGACAGCAGAGACUCCGCCCACUCCCCCAGCGGCUCCGGGCUCCCGCACCCCAACGGCACCGGCAGGGACGAGGCGGAGCGCUGGAGCGGCCGGAAGCAGGGCAAGCCGGACGCCGCCAACAAGAGCGGCGCAGCAGCGGGGAGGAAGAGCGCCGUCUCCCCCGGGCCCUGGAAGAUCCCCGGAUCCGACAAGCUGCCCAGCACGCUGCGCGCCGGCACGUCCACGCUCAGCAGAUAACGGAACAGAACCACCCCCCACAUCUGGACCCAACCACCACUCUCUCACCCCCAUCCUGCAGACGGACGAGCGGGCGGGACAAACUUUUAUUUAUAGAAGCGUAUCUUAAAUUAUUCUAAGACAAACGUACACCCACCACCUUAAGAACUCUUCCACCGUCAGGAGACGACGAGCGGCUCCGGCGCGGCGGCCGGACGGGAUUUGUUUCAUAUGUACAGUUCAGAGCGGAGUCUAUUUUAUGACGCGGGAUGUUUUUAACCAGAGCGACAGCAGAGGUGAGAUCCACUCAUCAGCAGAGCCUUAACCGACUGUGGUCCAUCAGGUGAUCUAGAGAUUUAUUGAAUAUGCGGGAGCUUCUUUUGUAAAUAGAUUCACUCUAAAGACCUUUACGGGACGGGAGGUGGAGCGGAACAGACGACUGUUUUGGCUUCCAUUUUUCUCCUUUUUGUUAUUUUUGUUUGACGGCGGCGUCCAGCUGGACGCUGAGAGGAGGAGGAGCGGAUGGAGGCGCAGAGUGCCUUAGUCUGACAGAAUCUGGUUUUUAAUGUUUCAGCUGCUACUUCACCCACAUCUGGACCAUCAUGAGGAUUUUUGAAGUUUCUGCUGGAAGAACUUCUCCAAAAGGGGGCGUCGCCACAGUCUAGAUCAAAAAGUCCCACUCUGAUCAACUUUUGAUUUGUCCUAAAAUUGUUUGGUUUUUGUGUCGUUUUGGACAUAGCAGAAGUUUUAGUAGAAAUUCACCUCUGAGUUGUGGGUGGGGCUUUAGCAGGGAGCUUGUGGCCCCGCCCAACGAAUCUUCUACAUCACCAAUAUGCUUUUUUUUAAACGGCAUUUCUGCAUCUGCUUCUGCUUCACAACUAUUUGAAUAAAUAAAUACUCAGAAAUCCAUUUUAAAGCUUAACUUUCAUAAUAAAUGCCAGAAGAACAUGUUAAAAACACAAAAAAAAAUGAUUUUUUUAUCAGUGGGACUUUCAGCUGGACGUGUGCGACCUGAAUAAACGUCCCCCUGUGAAUUGA
This is a messenger RNA of Oryzias melastigma (Indian medaka), 5925 nucleotides long. RefSeq names its product membrane associated guanylate kinase, WW and PDZ domain containing 2a (gene magi2a). The transcript has 23 exons. The record is from RefSeq and is a predicted model, not a curated record. Gene Ontology annotation, cellular component: dendrite; cytoplasm. Bases 448 to 4908 code for a protein of 1486 amino acids. NCBI's taxonomy places the organism in Eukaryota, Metazoa, Chordata, Actinopteri, Beloniformes, Adrianichthyidae. Gene Ontology annotation, molecular function: type II activin receptor binding; SMAD binding; signaling receptor complex adaptor activity. Gene Ontology annotation, biological process: receptor clustering; signal transduction.